Messenger RNA from Carassius carassius (crucian carp), 1569 nucleotides. RefSeq names its product phospholipid phosphatase 1a (gene plpp1a). The record is from RefSeq and is a predicted model, not a curated record. Lineage: Eukaryota; Metazoa; Chordata; Actinopteri; Cypriniformes; Cyprinidae. The transcript has 6 exons. Gene Ontology annotation, biological process: phospholipid dephosphorylation; signal transduction; phospholipid metabolic process. Gene Ontology annotation, molecular function: phosphatidate phosphatase activity. Bases 327 to 1175 code for a protein of 282 amino acids.
CGUGACAGACAGCGCAGUAGUGUGGAGUCCAAAGACUCUCGCGGCUAUUUAAUCGCACCGCCGGCUCGUCAUUGUUUAUUCUUAACCUCAUGCAUUGAAAUGGUGAUCUUAUCUAAGGAACGUCAACCAAACGGCUCGCUGUGCCUCCUCUCCGGCUGAUUAUUAGUCGCCAUUGCGCAGUCAAUGUUAUUAAGAGUGUUUGCGCUCGCGUUGGUGCGCGUCGCUGCAGAUCAGUAGAGCACUAACCCUAGAGGUCUGUUUACACUGAGGAAGCCUUAAAUUAAGCCUUUAUCUCCAUAACCGACCCACAGAGGGACACUGACACCAUGUUUGAAACCAGAGGAAUCCCCUUUAUAUUGCUUGACGUCGCGUGCCUAAUACUCGCUGGCCUCCCGCUUGCAGCAUUUAACCUGGUUAAAAUCAAACCGUAUCAGCGGGGCUUUUUCUGUAAUGAUGAGAGCAUCAGCUAUCCCUUCCACUCCAGCACAGUCACCUCUACUGUGCUCUACACAAUGGGCUUCACACUUCCAAUUUGUAUUAUGAUCAUAGGGGAGUGCCUUUCAGUCCAUCUAAACCACGUCAAAUCAAAGUCUUUCUGCAACAGUUAUGUGGCCUGUAUCUAUAAGGCCCUUGGCACCUUCGUGUUUGGUGCCGCCAUGAGCCAAUCACUCACUGACAUUGCCAAGUAUUCCAUCGGCCGGCUGCGGCCACACUUCCUGGAUGUGUGCAAACCGGACUGGACGAAGAUCAACUGCACAGGAGGGGCUUACAUUGAGGACUUCAACUGCACUGGAGAUUUAACCAAGGUCAACGAGGGAAGACUCUCGUUUUACUCUGGACACUCCUCAUUCUCCAUGUACUGUAUGCUGUUCCUGGCACUUUAUCUUCAAGCGAGAAUGCAAGCUGAAUGGGCACGGCUUCUUCGCCCCACGCUCCAGUUCUUCCUGAUCGCUGCCUCCAUCUAUACGGGACUGUCCCGUGUCUCAGACUACAAACACCACUGGAGUGAUGUACUCGCAGGACUCAUACAAGGAGCCAUCGUGGCUUUACUAGUGGUUUUCUUUGUGUCGGAUUUCUUCAAAAAGAAAGUCGAACCACAGAAGGAGGCAGAGAUCCCACACACCACAUUACAAGAGACACCUACGAACGGAAAUCAUUAUGAAAACCCAAACUAAGCUACGAUGAACCUCUGUUGAUGGGAAGGGGUUUCAGUGUGCACCCACUACGAGGGCAGACCACUAGGGUGGAAACCUGUGAAUGUAACCUUGCUUUAUAUUCUCCAGACGCUCUCUUCUGGGAAUUUCUCUAUGGACACUGUCCCACGUUGCCUUGGCUGGACUGCUUCUGCUGCUAUCACAGCUUCCUGUGUAUCUCUCCAAAAACUAAUAAGUGUACCUCUAUUAAGCCACAAAAGAAAAACCUUUUUUUAAUCUGUAUGAAAAAGAAUCACUAUACAUUUUUUUUUUUAUUAAAAUUGUUAAAAUUAUGUACAUUAUGUUGCGCUUUUAUGAUGGAAACAAAAACCCAUUAUGCUCGUUGACAAACACUAAUAAAACGGUUUCAUGUAAA